AUGACUUGGGGGUUUGUCACCUGUGGCCCAAAUGAGGCUCUUGUAGUUUCGGGAUGUUGCUACUCUAAACCUCUUUUGGUUCCUGGUGGAAGGGCCUUUGUAUGGCCGGCGAUACAGCGCGUCCAGAGAAUAUCCCUCAAUACUAUGACACUGCAGGUUGAGUCUCCUACUGUAUACACUAGCCAGGGAGUGCCUAUAUCUGUGACUGGUAUUGCACAGGUUAAAAUCCAAGGUCAGAAUGCAGAAAUGUUGUUGUCUGCUUGUGAACAGUUCCUGGGUAAAUCUGAACAAGAAAUUCAGCACAUUGCUCUUGUAACCCUUGAAGGCCAUCAGCGAGCAAUCAUGGGUUCCAUGACUGUGGAAGAAAUUUACAAGGAUAGAAAGAUUUUUUCCAAAAAGGUUUUUGAGGUGGCUUCAAGUGAUUUAAUUAAUAUGGGCAUAACAGUUGUUUCAUACACAUUAAAAGACAUCAGGGAUGAAGAGGGAUACCUUAAAGCUUUAGGUAUGGCUCGUACAGCGGAGGUGAAGCGUGACGCGCGUAUAGGCGAGGCGGAGGCUCAUGCCGAAGCACGUAUCAAAGAGGCCAUGGCAGAGGAACAACGGAUGGCUGCCCGUUUCUUGAACGAUACUGAGAUCGCUAAGGCCCAAAGGGACUUUGAGCUGAAGAAAGCUGCGUAUGAUGUGGAAGUUCAGACUAAGAAGGCCGAAGCUGAGAUGGCAUAUGAAUUGCAAGCGGCAAAAACCAAACAACGUAUCAAAGAAGAGCAGAUGCAGAUAGCUGUAGUUGAGCGCACUCAAGAGAUAAAUGUGCAGAAAUGGGAGGUACAGCGCAGGGAGAAGGAGUUAGAGGCUACAAUCCGAAGACCAGCCGAAGCAGAGAAGUUCAGAUUGGAGAAGAUAGCCGAAGCGCACCGUUUGAAGACUGUACUGGAAGCCGAAGCAGAGGCAGAGGCGGUCAAAGUUCGUGGUGAAGCUGAGGCGUACGCCAUUAAAGCAAAAGCAGCCGCGGAUGCAGAGCAAAUGGCGAAAAAGGCGGAAGCUUGGAAGGAAUAUGGUUCCGCCGCUAUGGUGGACAUGAUGCUCGAAACGCUGCCUAAGGUGGCCGCAGAAGUGGCGGCCCCGCUCUCUCAAGCGCGCAAGGUGACCAUGGUGUCCUGCGGCGGAGGUGAAGUGGGCGCGGCCAAGCUCACGGGUGAAGUUCUCAGCAUCGUGCAAUGUAUCCCUGACCUCGUCAAGGGCGUCACAGGCGUCGACAUCUCCAAGGUAAAGGGAGGUUUAAGUACCAUAAAUGUAAAUACAUGUUAUUCUAACGGGUAUGGUGUAUGUAUAGAAUAUGGAAACCACCGCAGUCCCCACACCGACUGCCCGUGGGGACUCGGCGAGGAAGUUACGAUAACUAUGCGGGAUCAACUAAACAUCAUUCAUUAUCGAGGAUCUUCGCGCCGUUUAAAAACCACUCAUCAUAUACCAAUCUCCAUAGAAAACGUAUGUUUUAGCCUGAAGUAUAAUCAU
Messenger RNA from Brenthis ino (lesser marbled fritillary), 1512 nucleotides. The record is from the annotation of a GenBank genome assembly. Lineage: Eukaryota; Metazoa; Arthropoda; Insecta; Lepidoptera; Nymphalidae.